Molecule: messenger RNA, 3598 nt
Organism: Macadamia integrifolia
Lineage: Eukaryota; Viridiplantae; Streptophyta; Magnoliopsida; Proteales; Proteaceae
Product: mitochondrial substrate carrier family protein C
Exons: 8
Coding region: 679-3120 (813 amino acids)
Biological process (GO): transmembrane transport
Cellular component (GO): mitochondrial inner membrane
Molecular function (GO): calcium ion binding; S-adenosyl-L-methionine transmembrane transporter activity
Source: RefSeq, a predicted model, not a curated record
AGGCCCCUGCGUCAGCUUCUAUCUGUUCAUUAUCCGAAGUUUUAAAAUGAAGAAAAAGAAAAAGGAAAAAAAAAAAAAGCUGUAUUAUUUUUUGUUCAGAUUAUUCUUCGAUUCUGUGCGUCUCGUCUUCUUCAUCUUCAUUGAUUUUGGUCCGUCUUCUGCUCUCACCGCCAAGUGUAGCGGAAUUGCAAUGCUAAAAGUCGCCUGUAAUCUUCACAGGUAUUUUUCACCGGAGCCAGUGGAUUUAAAUCCUCUAAACUUGGUCUUGGAUAAGAGAAUUUAAACCCGCAAAUCUCUACUCUGCUCUGUGUCGAGUUCGAAAAUCCGAUUUGAAAGGUUUUUAAGUGUAUCUGAUAUCGAUGGAGGACAUUUGCGAUUUCUGCGGAUGAUUUUAACUGGCUUCAAUGGACUUCGUUUCGGAUUCUGAAUCCGUUGUAUUGUUAGGGUUUUGUAAUUUUAGACUGGAUUGUUUGCCUACUUCGUUCAACAGAUCUCAUUCGCUCGUUGAUCGGGACGACCGGAUUUUUUUCUAUUGAAUUUCUCUAGGGUAAAUCGUCUAUUCUUCGGGGUCUGCUUAUGGUGUUGUGAUUCUUUUAAGCAGUGCAAGUAUUGCCUGCUUUGUUUGUUUGAUUUGUGUUAUUAAAUCUAGUGCUGCUUUACCUGGUAUUACUAUUAGUAAUGUUGUCUGCCAAUGACCCAGUAGAUUCUUUCUUUAAUUCUCUUCACGCGGUUAAGGGUGCUCUUUCACCACUUGAAUCUGGAAUUCGUCGCGCUGCGAAGGAUCUAGAGUCUUGCUGGGCGGGUCCGACAAAUGAAGCGAUUAAUCUCGAAUUGUUCCCCAAACUGAAUUUCGCUGCCGAGAACAGUAAGAAGAGCUCUUCUCUGAAGAAGAAACAGUGCGAGGACGUUCUUGUUGAUGACAGAAAAAAAAACUUGGUGAUAAAAUUUCCGAUCAAGACGUUCUUGGGAACGUUUUUUCCCAGUUCCGGAGCCAAUGACCGCAGGUCCGAGCUUCUGAAGAAAGGGUCCAAAGAGAAGGACUCAGUUGGAGAGAAGGUCUCUUGCACUAACUGUUUGCAGUUUGCAGUUACCUGGUCUUUGUUGCUUAGCAAUUUUGUUCAGGCGAUUCCAAGCCCAUUUAAAAUCGGAAAGAAGCGUUUUCAGAGACAGGGUGCUCAAGACAAUUAUUCUUCAGUUUCAUGCAAAGAAUCAACAUCAUUGGGGGAUGCAUCGAAACCGAAGCAGAGGGAUUAUGGUCAAUUUUCUGGGUCAUUUCAGAACAAGGGCACAACAUGUAAGGAAGGGGACAAUUUGUCGUUGGAACUCCUUAUAGGUUUAAUAUUUGACCAGAUCACCCAAAAUCUUCAGUUAUUCGACCAGGGUAACCAGCGAACAUAUCAUAAGAGUUCUGCUCAAGCUGAAACUUCGUCGCCUUCGCCUAAAUUUGAUCAUUUGGGGGUAAUUACAGGUAUACUUAAAGGCAAAAAGGCUGAUGUCGAUUACUUUCUUGGGAGCUUGAGGUUCGCAAAAGUCGGGGGCAUGCCACCAAGUCUGGUAGGAGCAACUUCUCCUGUCAAAGUAGAGGGUGAAGAUGAAGUCUCUACUGGUAAUAGGGAAGAAACAGAAAGCAGUUCACCUCAGAAGCUUGCAAAUGGGUUGCUUAAUAUUCCAUUAUCAAAUGUUGAGCGAUUGCGGUCCACACUCUCUACUGUUUCAUUGACAGAAAUGAUUGAGCUUCUCCCCCAGUUAGGGAAGUCCUCUAAAGAACACCCUGACAAGAAAAAGUUGUUCUCUGUACAGGAUUUCUUCAGGUAUACUGAGUCUGAAGGAAGGCGGUUCUUUGAGGAGCUGGAUAGAGAUGGAGAUGGCCAGGUAACGCUAGAAGAUCUUGAAGUUGCCAUGAGAAAGAGAAGAUUACCUCGGAGAUAUGCUCGUGAAUUUAUGCACCGCACUAGAAGUCACUUAUUUUCAAAGUCAUUUGGGUGGAAACAGUUUUUGUCCUUGAUGGAGCAGAAGGAACCUACCAUUCUUCGGGCUUAUACAACUCUAUGUUUGAGCAAAUCUGGAACACUGCAAAGGAGUGAAAUCUUGACGUCCCUUAAAAAUGCGGGACUUCCAGCCAAUGAAGACAAUGCGGUUGCCAUGAUGCGCUUUCUGAAUGCUGACACCAAAGGAUCUAUAUCCUAUGGUCAUUUCCGAAAUUUCAUGUUGCUUCUUCCUUCUGAUCGACUUGAAGAUGAUCCCCGGAAUAUAUGGUUUGAAGCUGCUACUGUUGCUAUUGUACCGUCAGUGGAAGUUCCUGCUGGAAGUGUUCUGAAAUCUGCGUUGGCAGGAGGUCUUUCUUGUGCACUGUCCGCUUUUCUAAUGCAUCCUAUCGAUACUGUGAAGACUCAAGUGCAAGCAUCAACAACUCUCUCUCUCCCAGAACUUGUGUCAAAGCUUCCUCAAAUUGGAGUUCAGGGAUUGUAUCGGGGUUCUAUCCCUGCUAUUCUUGGUCAAUUUUCGAGCCAUGGAUUGCGAACUGGAAUCUGUGAAGCAAGCAAGCUUGUAUUAGUAAAUGUGGCUCCGACGCUUCCAGAAAUUCAGGUCGAAACUGUAGCGUCCUUCUGCAGUACAAUAUUGGGAACAGUAGCACGGAUUCCUUGCGAGGUAUUGAAGCAAAGGUUGCAGGCUGGCAUUUAUGAAAAUGUAGGUGAGGCAAUCGUGGAUACCUUGCGUCAAGAUGGCAUCAGGGGUUUUUUUCGGGGGACUGGUGCCACACUUUGCCGUGAAGUUCCUUUCUAUGUUGCUGGCAUGGGGCUCUAUGCUGAGUCCAAAAAGGUUGUUCAGAAGCUACUAAAGCGGGAUCUUGAGCCUUGGGAGUCAAUGGUGGUUGGGGCUAUAUCUGGAGGGCUUGCUUCUGUUACCACCACUCCAUUUGAUGUGAUCAAGACAAGAAUGAUGAUCGCUUCCCAGGGCAUGCCAGUGUCAAUGUCAAUGAUGGCCUUCUCCAUCCUUCGUCAGGAAGGACCUCUUGCUCUGUUCAAGGGAGUAGUGCCUAGGUUCUUCUGGGUUGCACCUUUGGGUGCUAUUAAUUUAGCAGGUUACGAGCUCCUAAGGAAGGCAAUGGACAAGACCUAGGAGGUGACAGUUGAUCAGCUUCCUCAUAGAGGCUGAACACCUCUGGCUGAAAGUCUCUGCUACAAAGGGAAAACAUCAAUAUCUACUACUGCCUUCAGGUAAUCGUUUAUGUGGAAUGGGAUGAUUUAAGCUUUCCUGGCUAUGCUUCCGGUUUUCAUCUGUCGACAUCUCAGCUUGCUUCAUUAAGACAUUGUAAUUUAUGUGAUACAUAAUCUCUUAUUUUCUUUCCAACUGCGUAUUUUUGUGCUUUUUUUUUUUUGGGUGUAUUGAUAAGGGGGCAUGAGUUUAUAAGCAAAAGGUGAUAACACAUUUUGACAGCAUGGCUCACAUAAUGCGAGCAGGUGAUUUCUGUGUAACCUUCCCAUAAUUUGUGCAUUUGUGUAGUUGGUUACAAUAUUCGUCAUAUAUCUCUUCAAUGUCCUCAUGCAACAGUGUUCAUUCUACAUGUAAUGAGAUGUGGAUUCUAUUGGUUCUUCAA